Aspergillus melleus is the source of this 2403-nucleotide messenger RNA. Its product is annotated as peptidase family M20/M25/M40 protein. NCBI's taxonomy places the organism in Eukaryota, Fungi, Ascomycota, Eurotiomycetes, Eurotiales, Aspergillaceae. The record is from RefSeq and is a predicted model, not a curated record. Bases 1 to 2403 code for a protein of 800 amino acids. The transcript has a single exon.
AUGGCAUUGGAAAAUGAAGACUCUCCAUCAUCGGUCGGCGAACGAAGGGGUCAACGGCUGGCGCCGUUACAAACCAAUUUCAGCCGUCCAACCUCUCGACCACUCCUUGUUACCUCUCCUCGCACGCAACGACCACGACCGGAGGAAUAUCAGAAUGAUGAAGAGCACAACGAACGGGUGCCGCUGCAGCCAACCCCGGUGAAGCGCCAAUCUUCCAAAUCGGGGCUCCGCGGCCUGUUCGGUCGUGAGAAGACCGCGCGCAAAGCGCCCAGUGACGCCAAGCUGUCCGGUAUUGACGAGGUACAGCCUUCUGCACCCAAUGGUGAACCAGGGCCUUCGGCGCCCUUGUCGCCCAUAUCCUCCUCAACCCCGGUUGCGGUGCCUACAUCGGCGACAGAGCCCCAUCGCGCCAAGACGCCCUCUAAGUCUCGUGGGAGGCAGAGCGAGGACAAACCGGGGUCGGAUGAUACUGCGUGGAAACCGCCUCCCCUCUUCCAGGCGUUUCCCCAGUCCAUCAAACAUGACACUCUGCCCUGUCCCGGACUAUCAGUUGACUCUAUCCUUCGAUUCCAUGCCACCUCGGCCGCCAAGCGUGAUGAAGACCAUUCGGCUCAGAAUUCGAAUAAGGGAAACGGCACGGAUGACCAUACGGUUCGCAAGAAGAAGGAAGAUAAGGAGAAAAGGAAACACCUACGCACCCUUUCCGAUACAAUCGGCAAGUCUGAAUGGGCGCAGAAGAUUUAUGUAUUGACCACAAGCGGUUACAUUCUACAGUACUCUGGCGGCGGAAAGCACGACCGUUUGCCUGAGAAGAUGUUGCAGCUCGGCCCGAAGUCUGUGGCUUUCGCGAGUGAUGCGAUUCCAGGAAAGCAUUGGGUUUUACAAGUGUCGCAGUCCUCGGAGGAACAGCCGUCCACAAACACAGAUACGCAUCGACCAUUGUUAUCGCGGUUUGGGUUCCAUCGAUCACACGCCAAGCGACUCGCACGCAGCUUCCUGCUCGUCUUUCACACCCCCGAAGACCUGAGUUCGUGGCUUUUGGCCGUUCGAGCCCAGAUCGAGGCACGUGGUGGUAAGAAGUAUGUCACCGAACGGGUCUUUGACGACGACAUGGAGCAUCAGCUGCAUCCUCAAACCAGUGCGCGUCAAUUAGUUAGGAAAGACCCGAACCGGUUUUCGCAGACUUUUCUGCAGCCUCAGCAGUCGACUACGUCGGAUGAACAAGAGUCGACCCUUACUGACCAAUCUCGCCGGAGUUCGCAUGUCUCACACCAUCGCCGGUCGUUGGUCAUGGCGCCUGGUCCUGAAUCUCGCUCCGAAUCCAUCUCGACGACCCACACCGAAGUGACUUCGCCUGUCAGUGGCAAUGGACAAGGCCGCUUUUACUCUUCGGUAUCCCCAGGUGGUGUUCCAAUGUCGCCCUCGAAGAAUGAGAAGAGCGCCAUCUCCACUGUGCUGUCGGCGCUGGAUACUUCUGCCAGCCCGACAUUGUCCACUCCCCGGAAGAGACAGUCGCUUAACCUCCAACAACCUGCAGCUACGGAGACCCCCGACAUCCCUCGGUCACAGUCCGUCGCUCCAGACCCUCUGUUGCGAAGUGCCUCGCCGCCUGCUCCGAACUUUAGUGUUCCAUCCUUCAGCCAGCGAUUUGCGGCAAGAGAUGGGUCCACCCGAUUGAGCCGUGUGCCUCCGUCUAUGCGCGGUAAUGAUAUGCCCGUUGAUCCGGCUGAGAUUAUGUCUACUUUCUCCUCUCCGCCUCAGUCCCCAGGGAAACCUCCGAGUAAUUUCGGGCCGGGUUACGGGAACGAACAACAGUUACCUAGCCAUGACACUCCGAGAAGGCCAUUGCGCGUUUCCAACUCCGAGGAUUCCCUCGCAGAUCCUCAGCGAAGCCAGGAGACUAAGCCAUAUCGCUUUUCUCGGAUCCCGAAGAACAAUAUGACGGCUGCCCCGCCGACGACAUCGCAUUCAUCCCGACCUCUCAGCGCCAUCAAGAAUGAAGCUGCCGAGUCACGCGUCAACGCGCCCCUUCCACCCUUGCCUCCAGGUGCCACCGAACCAUCUGCCCAAAAGCCCAACCGGACUUCUGUCCUCCAUCGGGCUGAUUCUGGUGGCCGUCCUGCCGGUCCUCCCAUGCCGCGACGCAAAAGUAUGCCGGGGCUGACCGUCGGGCCACCCUCCGUGCCUCCUCCCAACUGCCCACUGCCAAAGAUCCCGUCUCCGGUUGAUCCUGCUGCACAUGACUGGCCGGAGCCACCGACUACAGAUCAACGGGCUGGCACUCCUGGUCGGCCGAGCCGCAAGUUCCGACUCAGCUCGAUGCCUCAUCCUCCUGCCAAUGGACGUACCACCCCGAGCGGCCAACGUUCUGCAUCUCGACAGUCAAGACUGCCGGUCAACUAA